Messenger RNA from Klebsormidium nitens, 980 nucleotides. The record is from the annotation of a GenBank genome assembly. NCBI's taxonomy places the organism in Eukaryota, Viridiplantae, Streptophyta, Klebsormidiophyceae, Klebsormidiales, Klebsormidiaceae.
GGCAAAGGGCCAGAGCAUUGAGCAAGAAGGCGCACCGAAAAGGAGGUUAUAUUUCUGGGGGCAGGGCGCUGCGGCUAAGCUUGACCACCAGGACCAUCAGGGAGGCCCAAUGGCGGCCGCGGUGGCUGCAUUGAGCCGCAUGAGCUCCGCUUUUGCAGUUUCACGCGCUGUGAUGCGGCCGUCGUGCGCACCCCAGCACCGCGCGCUAGGGUUCUUCGGAAGCAGCUCGAUGCAGACCCAGCAGUGCAGAAUGGGGAGACUGGGGUCCGCUAGAAAUGGUAAUGGUUUUGCGGUGGCCGUCAGGAGGGUUGCUGUGCAGCCGGCGCAGAAGGGGCUCGUGGUGGAAGCUAAAAAGGAGAAGAAGCAGAAGCUGCGGAGCCACAGCGCUGCCGGAAAGAGGUUCCGUGUCACUGGAGGGGGCUUGGUUGUCAGGAGGAAGAACGGCAAGCAGCAUCUGAACGAGCGGAAGAGCAGGCUGCGCCUUAACAGGCUCGGCAAGAUGGCGUUGGUUGACAAGAGGGACCUUCGGAACGUGAAGGAAGCCUUGCCUUACCUGGCCUACCGGUAAAUAUUCAAAUCGAAGAUACACAUGUAACAGUUUUACUGGGUAUUUUGGCAAGUGUUUACAGGUUUUUGAUGAUUGAUUCACUCACAAGCCAUUCAUCCACUGGGGCUUUGUCGAAGGUUUGAGCAGAUCAGCAUGAUGCAGAAUCAUCGCGAAGUUAAUGCUGCCAAUCAACUGUGGCCAUCUUUGCAAAUGGUGUUGCAACAUUCAAGUGCUCACCCAUUUCUGUCACUGUAUAUCACGGAGGAUGGGAAGUUGCCUUUCAGUGUGACGUGUAUGGUCGUGCAUGUGACUUAAGGCAGCAAUCGUUUGCAACAAUCUUAAGAACAAUCAGCAUACAAUGAUUUAGCAACAAUAAGCCGCGCGGCGACUGCAAUGCGGAACUUAAUUCAGAUACCGUCACAUCCAAGUCAAA